GGCUCUGGUCCUUCCUGGUGCUCCCCCAGUGUCCCUGCUGGUAUUGGGCUGUGCUGUGAGCUGAAAACCCCCAUUUCUCUUCAUAUAUUUCCAGAAGUACCCUUGGGUUUCAACAGCUGGAGAGGUUUUUUCCUUGCUGGGGCCAGCGAGGAGGGGAGAGGCUCCGGAGGGGGGUUUGCAGGCAAAGGCUGGCAGCACUUCCCACCAGGCAGGACCAGGUCUCCUCUCUUCUCCUGGCCCUGUGGCGCUUGGUCCUGAGGGUGGCUGAGGACAUGGUGGUCCUGAGGGCUGGGCUCUGCCCUGGUCUCACCGAAGAGAUGAUCCAGCUUCUCAGGGCAAACGGCAUCAGGACAGUGGUGGACUUUGUGUCAUCAGACCUGGAGGACGUUGCCCAGAAGUGCACCCUGUCUUACAAGGCGCUGGUUGCAGUGAGACGUGUGCUCCUGGCCCAGUUCUCUGCCUUCCCCGCCAAUGGAGCAGACCUCUAUGAGGAGCUCAAGAGCUCCACGGCCAUCCUGCCCACUGGGAGCCCAAGGCUGGACCAGCUGCUGGACUCUGGGCUGUACACGGGGGAAGUGACGGAGCUCAUGGGAGCGCCGGGCAGUGGGAAGACACAGGUGUGCCUGGGCAUUGCGGCCAGCGUGUCUCUUGGCCUCAAGCAGCACGUCCUGUUUCUCGACUCCACGGGGGGGUUCACUGCCUCCCGUCUCUACCAGAUGCUUCGAGCCCGGACAGAAGAUGAGGAAGAGCAGAUGGAGGCUCUGCAGCGGAUCCAGGUGGUCCGUGUGUUCGACAUCUAUGAAAUGCUGAGCGCCUUGCAGGAGCUGCGGGAUCACCUCUCCCAGCAGGUAGAGGUCGUCAGCUCCACAGGACCUCUCAAGAUCGUGGUGAUAGACUCAGUCUCGGCUGUGAUUUACCCACUGCUGGGCGGCAAGCAGUCGGAGGGUUUGGCCAUCAUGAUGCAGCUAGCCAGGGAGCUGAAGACGCUGGCCAGGGAGUUCAGCCUUGCCGUUGUGGUGACUAACCAGGUGACAAGGGACAGCAGCACCGGUCCACUGAAGCCAGCCCUCGGCCGCUCCUGGAGUUUCGUGCCCAGCACCCGGGUGCUGCUGGAGAGCAAAGAAGCCACCUGGGAGAAAGCCACCACGCAGCGCGUUGCUUCCUUGGCAAAGUCACCUCGGCAGCCGACAGGGAUACAGGUGGAGCUGGAUAUUGGAAACAGGGAUGUGCAGGAGCUGAGCCCAGUGACACCCACACAGGGGCUCUGAUGCAGGCGGGAAAGCAAAUGUCAAGGUCCAAGAGAGGUGCAAAAAAGCAGGCAAGCACACUGAAGGUUUUACAGACUGCCUCUGAGAGUCCUGCAGCCCUGGGAAGGACGAACAUGAAGAAGCUCUUGUUCUCUUGUGCUGCACAGAAAAUGAAUGUGGGGUUCCCUGGAGAUCUCCUUGCCUCAGCAGAUGCUGCCUGCAGUGGCUGGGCUGUGUGGGCAGCAUGACAACCAGGUCCUUUCCUCUGCUGGAGGCUUGUCUUCACCCAGCAGAGCCAGCCCUGUCCUAAGGUGUUGGCUUGGGACCAGCUGGCACAUCCCUGCACAAACCCAUGGCUCCUCAUGGUGGGGUUUGUUCCCCCCAUAACUCGCUGCCCUCUGGCCCCGGAGCUCUGAUCGUCCCUGGGCAGCCCACAGUGCUCUUGGUUCAGAAAUAAAAAAAAGAUGUUGCACACUGCUGUGGUUGUUGAAAGCUGGAACUCAAUUAAUGGCAACUGCUGUUAACUUAAUUAAAAUUUUGAGGUUUAGUCCCUAGCAGGAGUGGGGUGGGACAGGCUGUUGAUGAGCAGGGACAUAAUCAGAUGCUUGAUCUGACCUUCUCCCCAGAGUAACACCAGACCCUGUAGGGAGCUGCUGGUAUUUUGGGGUCACUACUGUGCUGCAUAAAGAAUUGCUGUUAACUGGUGAAAGUGAUGAUCUGGAUCUGCUGGGGUGGAUGAGUCCUGACUGACAGCAGCUGGCCCUGUCUCAUGCUCAAUGACCUACUCAAUUGCAUGUGGGGAAGUUUAGAAUAAUCUCUCCUUGCUCCAGUGCUUUCCAGCUGCUUUUGCCUGCUCUGGGCAACCUCUUGGGGGCUUGUGCAGUGCCACGGAGGAGACGGGAGGCUGGGAUGGAGCAUGGCCUCUCCUCUUGAUCCCAGAUGUCUUAGACACCCUCAUCCUCUGCUUGAUAAGAAACCUUCUUGGCAGUUGAGCUGAGCUGUGGCUUGCACUUCCAAGGCUGCUGAUGUAGCUUGUGGGGGCUGGGACUCAUCAGGGCAUGCUUAUUAAACUAAUAACUCAGCAGUACAGCUCCUGGAGCCUUCUAAGGCAGUGCUGGGCAAGGAGGAGUCUGAUUUAGCCAGAAUUUGGGUGCUAACUUCUCCAGAGUAGACAUAACACUGUACAGCCCUGUAUUCCUGAGCAAAUAGCUGCUGUAGGGAAGGGGCAGCUAAAAGGGGUAUGUGAACGCACAUUUUGGUUUCCCAAGAGGCAGUGCCAGGUCUCAGCACAGAUUCUUGUUUUGCACAUCUGUCAGAGCAAUGCUUCCUGCAAAACCGAGCUCUUGGUGCUCCUGGGGCUGUGAUUUAUGGGGCAGGUCCCAUCUCCUCCAUCGCGGCCACCCAGCCGCUGCAGCCCCGUGCUCGUGGCUGUGGGAAAGGCUGUGCUCCCAGCAGGUCCUGCCCAGGGAGAGGAAUGUGCCAAAGCAACAUGAGCUGUACCAUUAAACAGUUUUCAGUAAAAAUAAAUGUAUU
Molecule: messenger RNA, 2780 nt
Organism: Gymnogyps californianus (California condor)
Lineage: Eukaryota; Metazoa; Chordata; Aves; Accipitriformes; Cathartidae
Gene: RAD51D
Product: RAD51 paralog D
Exons: 11
Coding region: 273-1268 (331 amino acids)
Biological process (GO): double-strand break repair via homologous recombination; telomere maintenance; reciprocal meiotic recombination
Cellular component (GO): replication fork; Rad51B-Rad51C-Rad51D-XRCC2 complex; centrosome
Molecular function (GO): ATP hydrolysis activity; single-stranded DNA binding; four-way junction DNA binding
Source: RefSeq, a predicted model, not a curated record